AUGGUCCAAUACGCUCGACAUCUGUACAACCGCGACGAAGCCCUGGAGGAGUCGUUUGGAAGCGACCACGGCAGCAGCGACGACGAUGCGGUGGAAACUAGCACGCUAUCCAACCGAAAGAUCCACCGAAACAAAUUGCAGCUGGUCAAGGUCAAGGCAUCCCGAUUGGCACUCAAAGAUGCCCAAUUGAAAGAUCUCCUGGCUCGUAUUCGCACCAACAUCCAGCAAUUGAUCGUUGAAGGAUGCAUUCGAAUCGAAAAGGAGGGCUACAACAAGAUGCACAAGAAAAAAAUCUCCGGCAGCGUCACAAGCGGCCCUUGGACCGUUAACAUUACAAUGAAGCCUGAGACUUGCAAACACUUUCAAGAGCUGCGUUUUGGACACUGGCAGAGUGAGAACCAAAAGGGCCCUUCGCUGUUCACCAGAGAGCUCUAUUUUGACACAAGAAAGGGAAUGAACAAGCUGAGUGAAUCUGCUGCAGACAAGCCCUCCGGAGAUAAGCCCUCGGAUGCUCUGUUUCUCUCGGACGAAGAAGAUAACACCAAAGAGAACCUGAGAGUCAAGUACAAGGAGUUCCAGUACUUGCGAGGAGUCAUUGAAGUGGUGGUGGAAGAAUUCCCUCUUGCGUGA
Yarrowia lipolytica CLIB122 is the source of this 630-nucleotide messenger RNA. RefSeq lists its product as uncharacterized. The record is from RefSeq and is a predicted model, not a curated record. NCBI's taxonomy places the organism in Eukaryota, Fungi, Ascomycota, Dipodascomycetes, Dipodascales.